AUGGGGCGUUUCAGCUGCCGUUGCUUUGCGCUGGUGUUGGGAGUAACCUCUGCCUUCAGGUUCGAUUUUGUGCCAGAACGCACAAGCGUCGCUACUUUCCACUCAAACCUACCGGAACUGUACUCUCUUCAGGAGUCUCAGCUGCAAUCUCCAGAACAAAACUCCUACUGGACAGCUGCCUUCGUCACCGCCACCAACAACCACCAGUAUGCAGUCAUGUCUCAAACGUUCUUGUCUUUGAGUGGUCAGGCUCAGUAUCAGUCUGCGAUUCUUGAUCUCGAAGACACCAACAACUACUGGCGCACGGCAGGCUCAUCACCGCUGAUUGGAAAUGCAACAAUUAAGAAUGGCGUGCUUGAUAUUGAACUCGAAGCAUUUGGGUUUAGAGGGGUCUCUCAAGACAGCGUUUCCACAAUGAACAUGUGGGGUGAAGCAGAGACGCAUGCACUGAACAUCACCUUCGACUCCUCGCCAGUGCUCCUGAACGCUGGCGUUGGCCGAUUUCGGUGGGGAACUGGUGUCACGACGCAAUGGUCACUGCCGAGAUGCAAGACUCAAGGAACCUUCACUAUCAACGGUACCACCCUUGAGAUCGAUCCUGAGAGGUCCCUGACGUGGUACGAUCGUCAGCAUGGCUUUGGUGGACCAAGCAAUUUCACAUGGUUCGGCAUUGUUUUCUCGGGUGGUGUGAAAGUCAGCGCCUGGCUCUCUGACACCACGGGACCUUUUGAACAGCAGCUGAGGUUUGCCACCGUUCACGCAGAAGACGGGCUUCACCUCCUCCGGUUGAAGGAAGAGCCGGGAACCAGGGGCCCUUGGACAUCGCCCAACACAAACCUGACCUACGCUCAAAGUUGGAGAUUGAAGUUCGACAACGGGGAUACUUUGAGCAUAAGAACCGUCCGGGGAGACCAAGAGAGACUGCUUGCAGCCCCAUUCUAUAGCGGAGUCGUCGAGGUAGAGGGCAGUUUCUUCGGUCAGCAGCACGGAUUCGGCUUUGUGGACAUUGUUACAAGUCCUCUUUAG
This is a messenger RNA of Colletotrichum higginsianum IMI 349063, 1026 nucleotides long. RefSeq names its product Secreted hydrolase-like protein. The record is from RefSeq and is a predicted model, not a curated record. The transcript is spliced from 2 exons. Bases 1 to 1026 code for a protein of 341 amino acids. Lineage: Eukaryota; Fungi; Ascomycota; Sordariomycetes; Glomerellales; Glomerellaceae.